Molecule: messenger RNA, 435 nt
Organism: Ogataea philodendri
Lineage: Eukaryota; Fungi; Ascomycota; Pichiomycetes; Pichiales; Pichiaceae
Exons: 1
Coding region: 1-435 (144 amino acids)
Source: RefSeq, a predicted model, not a curated record
AUGAGAGUGCAUGUGCUCUCCGCCUUGGCUGGUUCCUUCAAACUUGUUCUCCAUCCAUUUGUAGACAAGCAACUCGGCAAAGAACAUCACCAUAAGCGUGAUAAGACAGAUACCAAAGGCCAAAGGAUACUCUGUGAAUGGUGCUCCCAAACACUCUUCACCCAAGGCAUCACUAGCAGGCUCCAACAAAUGGAUAAAAGCAGUAGCCACAAUAACUCCAGAUCCAAAGAACUUGGCAAUGAAGAAACACCAUGGUGGCAGUCUAAUAAAGGAGUAUCUAGAGGACAGGAUAGGGAAGUAAGCUCCAAAGAACGAAGCUACCAAGACCACAAACACUGCACUCACACGAGCCCCAAAAUGUUCUCCAUCGUAAUCAUUGUCAGACACACAAGCGUCAUCGUCUCGCUUCCAGAAAUCCAUUUCGCUAAUGAGUAA